This is a messenger RNA of Pongo pygmaeus (Bornean orangutan), 2153 nucleotides long. RefSeq names its product ras homolog family member C (gene RHOC). Lineage: Eukaryota; Metazoa; Chordata; Mammalia; Primates; Hominidae. Bases 1163 to 1744 code for a protein of 193 amino acids. The record is from RefSeq and is a predicted model, not a curated record. The transcript is spliced from 6 exons. Gene Ontology annotation, biological process: small GTPase-mediated signal transduction. Gene Ontology annotation, molecular function: GTP binding; GTPase activity.
UGGACGCCCCUGGCCCCCGGUCCCCGGCCUGCGGAGGGUACCGGCGGCUGCGGCCCUGCGCGGGGCCGGGGCGGGCCGAGCCAAGGGCCGCCCCCGGCCGACCCUCCCCCUGCCGGGCCCGCCCUCCCCGCCGCGGCGCUGGAGGAGGGCGGGGCGGGGCCCUGGGGUCAGUCUGAGCCUCCGGCACCGGCCGCGCAGCUGGAGGCGGCGGAGCGGAAGCCUUGACUUCAUCUCAGCUCCAGAGCCCGCCCUCUCUUCCUGCAGCCUGGGAACUUCAGCCGGCUGGAGGUCAGUUCCCCUCCCCAGGGAAGGAGGAAGUGAGGGAAGCUGCGAAGGUGUGAUGAACUGUGCAGAUGCUGGCCGUGUGCGCUGGGGGCGGGGGACACAUGGAAGCCCGGGAAGCUGACUCCUUGCCCUGAGUCACAGGGAGGGGUGGGCAGGGCAUGCGGGUGAGCUGGACUGAGGGAGGAAGGGGCUGUUCCAGAGUGGGUGGAGGUGAUUCCCUGGUGGAUUCUUCUCAGUCACUGUGCUGUGGUAGAUGUGUGGCUCCCUACAGUGUGGUCAUUGUCCCCUGCCAGGGGCUGAGUGACCCAGUGUUGCUGGCAGGCCCAGGAGGAAGGGGGGAGGAAGGCAGCCUGCCCAAACUCGAGCUGUGGGCACUGCUGGGACUGAGCCUCCUUUGUAUUACUUGGGGCUUUGGGGACCGGGUGGGAUGGACCAGGGAAGCUGGCUGGCUGCUACCCCUGUCCUCUGUCUGGGUUUCCCUGCUUCUGCUCUCCUUCCUGCUACCCCUGUCCUCUGUCUGGGUUUCCCUGCUUCUGCUCUCCUUCCUGCCGCUGAGGUGACAUGUCGAAGAGGCAUGGCUUUGAGUCACACAGUCCUGCUUUGGGUGCUAUCCCUGCCGCUUAUGAGCCACAGCUCUGAAUCUGUGUCUUAACCUCACUGAGCCUUAGUUUCCUAGUUUGUCAAAAUGGAAAGUGCACAUCUACCUUCCAGGCAUCUGGGGACCGAAGGAGAUAAUUCCUGCCAAAAUGCCCGACAGAGUGCCUGGCACCUAGGGGCUCUAUAACUAUUCUUCCUUUACCCACCUACCACCUGGUAGCUGGUUCUGCUACUCUGGUCCUAGAGAGGGACUCCUCAUUUGUGACUGGACAGCCCCACCAUGGCUGCAAUCCGAAAGAAGCUGGUGAUCGUUGGGGAUGGUGCCUGUGGGAAGACCUGUCUCCUCAUCGUCUUCAGCAAGGAUCAGUUUCCGGAGGUCUACGUCCCUACUGUCUUUGAGAACUAUAUUGCGGACAUUGAGGUGGACGGCAAGCAGGUGGAGCUGGCUCUGUGGGACACAGCAGGGCAGGAAGACUAUGAUCGACUGCGGCCUCUCUCCUACCCGGACACUGAUGUCAUCCUCAUGUGCUUCUCCAUCGACAGCCCCGACAGCCUGGAAAACAUUCCUGAGAAGUGGACCCCAGAGGUGAAGCACUUCUGCCCCAAUGUGCCCAUCAUCCUGGUGGGGAAUAAGAAGGACCUGAGGCAAGACGAGCACACCAGGAGAGAGCUGGCCAAGAUGAAGCAGGAGCCCGUUCGGUCUGAGGAAGGCCGGGAUAUGGCGAACCGGAUCAGUGCCUUUGGCUACCUUGAGUGCUCAGCCAAGACCAAGGAGGGAGUGCGGGAGGUGUUUGAGAUGGCCACUCGGGCUGGCCUCCAGGUCCGCAAGAACAAGCGUCGGAGGGGCUGUCCCAUUCUCUGAGAUCCCCAAGGCCUUUCCUACAUGCCCCCUCCCUUCACAGGGGUACAGAAAUUAUCCCCCUACAACCCCAGCCUCCUGAGGGCUCCAUGCUGAAGGCUCCCAUUUUCAGUUCCCUGCUGCCCAGGACUGCAUUGUUUCCUAGCCCCGAGGUGGUGGCACGGGCCUUCCCUCCCAGUGCUCUGGGAGCCAGGCCUACGCCCUGCCCUUCCUCAGGGCCCCUGGGGCUCUUGCCCCCUUUGACCUUCCCCAAAGGAUGGUCACACACCAGCACUUUAUACACUUCUGGCUCACAGGAAAGUGUCUGCAGUAGGGGACCCAGAGUCCCAGGCCCCUGGAGUUGUUUUCGGCAGGGGCCUUGUCUCUCACUGCAUUUGGUCAGGGGGGCAUGAAUAAAGGCUACAGGCUCCAA